GAUUUUUUUUUUUUUUCUGGCUAUUGCAAAAUGGUAUCCAUCCAGGAAAAUUAAUGGGCAUUGUUCCUCCUAGUCUUCGAUUUUAACAUAAAAUUUGACAAGUUCCCUCCUCCCAAACUAUACUUUACAAACUUCUUCAGCUCUUAUUGUAGAGCUUAAAACUAAAGUCCGAGUGUGUUAUUAUAUUCUCAAAAAUGAAAACUUCUUACAAAUGGCGUCCGCAAAACAAACAAUGUAAAUAAUGAGUUUAUUGCUUGCCAGCCGCGCCUGCAUCAAUAAAAUAUUACUUCCACUAUCAUUUUAUACAAUUCAUGGAAGCUUCCUUAGCCUCCAUUCAACUAUAUAAAACACUCUUAAAAGCCAUAAAUAUAUAUACUCAGACUUGCCUUCCAAUUCAGUACUCGAGCAAACAAACUGGUUAAACAAUGUCUUCCAAGACCUUUCUAUUGCUUGCCACAGUUGUAGCAUUUGUCUUCUCAGCUCGUGCUGCAGAUCCUGAUAUCACCUCCGACUUUAUUGUUCCUCCAGGAAUCACACCCGAUGCCAACUUCUUCACCUUCAGAGGGUUUAGAGAAUCCCUCUUGGGUGGACCAAAGAAUGGUUCCUUCCAGGCAACGAAGGCAACCCAAGUGGAAUUUCCAGCACUCACUGGACAAAGUGUAUCUAUUGCAGUUCUCCAAUUUGCAGCUCGAGGUUUGAAUCCACCGCACACCCACCCUCGUUCUGCCGAGCUCCUAAUCGUCGUGCAGGGUACACUGAGUGUGGGCUUUGUUGAUUCCAAUAACAAGCUCUAUCAAAAGUUUUUAUUCAAGGGUGAUGCUUUUGUUUUCCCCAAGGGACUUGUUCACUUCCAAGUCAAUGAGGAGUCCAGAUACCCUGCUGUAGCCAUAUCUGCAUUUGGAAGUGCCAAUGCUGGGACUGUUUCUUUGCCCAAGACACUUUUCGGUAGUGGAAUCUACGAUUGGCUUUUGGCACAGUCCUUUAAAACUGAUGUUGGGACCAUAGAUAAGAUCAUUGCAGCCAACACUGCCUAAUUAUUUCGUCGCUGCAGCCUGCACUGCUUUAUUCAGUUUUCUUAGUCUUAAUUGACAUAUUUCAUUACUUUUCAAUAUGAUUUGGUGGUUAAGUUGUUGGUUUUGUAAGUUUGAUUAUUACUAUGAUCAAAAUAAUGAUGUUUCGUGCCCUGUUUAGCCGCGAGGCUUUCCUAAGUUGAAUUCAUUGUGACAUCGAUAUGCAAGCUCACAAAAUAGCAAAAUAUUUACGGUACUAGAUUGUCACAAUCUAGCCUGAUGGCUCGAAUUAACAAGAUAGAAACAGACGGUCGGACGGUGAUUUAAAUUUUCAUUUGUCAAAUCAAUCUCCAAUAAACUGAAAGAACCACUAAAAAUCUCAAAAUAUAUUUUAAAUAAAAGAUAUAAGCAACUUUCACUCGGAGCACCUUGCCUACAAUACACAUUAUCUUUUCUUCUACUCAUUUUAAGCUUUGAAUAAUAUCUGUUCAUUUAUAAAUUUAGGAGUCGUAAAAGAACUCAGUGAAUAAUUCAUGUUUCUAAAGUACAGUAACUCAAGGCAUUUGGAAAAAUAUGCAUAAUCAUUUCAAUAUAUAAAGUAAUUUUAGUAAGAUUCAUUUUAUUUCAAGACUUUCAAUAUUAUGCAUAUAUUAUAUAUUUAUUCAUAUAUUUAUAUUUUCUUAUAAAUAAUACAACCGCCAUAGAAGCCAUCGUCUAAAAUAGUGUCAAUGAAGGUACUCUUUUUCCAUUUUCUUUUUUCUUUUUUCAUAAAAUUUUUCAUUUACGUGCAAGGGUACAUUGUGUUCGCAAACAUUACCAAUAAGGAGUUGUGCUCAAUCAGUAAACAAGCACAAGCAAGCAUAAAUCAUAUCAUUUACAUUUUCAUAUCAUUUCAUAUUGACAUAUAUUAAGCAUCAUGAGAAAGGAUGAGUGACCUCUCUAUGAUAUAAAAAUUCAAGGCUUCUAGUUCAACAUGAUCAAUUAUCUUUAAUAAAAAAAAAAAUCAUAGAACAUUCAUAAUAAAAAAAAUUAAAUAAUAACAACAUUUGAUGUGUCAUGUGUAACGGAAACAAAUAUCAUUACCGUAAAUUAGGACAUGAAUACUCACUUGAACUUAGGUGUUGUGCUGCUUCACUUUUACUCUUUACUUCUAGGUUGAUAGACUUAACACUUAUAAAAGAUCCUGUCAUUAAAUUUAAUUUAAAAUUUUCUCUAAUUUUUUUUAACUUGUAAUUUAUAAAUAAUUAUUAAAAUUUCAAUUUCAAAAUAACAACUCAAAUAUAAUUGAUUAGAAUUGCUCUCACUCUCUCUAAUUAAUUAUUUUAUUAUUCCUAAAUAGCUCUCAUUUGCUAUUAAAGAAAAUAUCUUUAAUAUAUUAUUUAAUGAAAUCUCUCAUGAAUACCAAAAUUUACACUUACUCUUUUUCUCUCUCUAAUUCUUUAUUAAAUUCAUCCAAUUAAUUCUCUUAUUAUUAUUAUUCUUAUUAUUCUACAUUAUUUCCAAUUUAUUUAUAUUUACUAAUACAUUUCUUAAAUUAACUUAUUAUUAUUUCUUUACGUAACAUAAAUUUAACUAGUUUUUCUCACUUAAGUUAAUACUCAUUUUUCUAUAAAUAUUUAAAUUGAUAAUAACUUAAUUUAUUGAUAAAUUUUCAUUUGAAUAUAUGCUCUCAAUCUCUUUGCAUAUCUUUCAUUUAUCAUUAAAAUGUUUGAUAUAAUCAUUUUAAAAAUAUAAGGUUUUGGAUUCAAUUUUCUUAAACAACAUUUACUAAUUUAUAAAAAUUAUAAUUAAAAAGGAUUAACUUUCCAAGCCGUGUUUGCUUGCCACUAAAUCCUUCGCUUGACCCAAAGCUUCUCCCUUGCUUCCGCCAUCACUCUCUUGAUCUCCCUUCCUUCCUCAUUCUCUCUAUUUCCUUUCUUCUCCUUCUUCCUUCUCUUGGUCGUUGCUUUCUCAGUUUCUUUCUCUCAUUUGACGAACUAGAUGAAGCGAAACGAAGUUAUCUCUCGUGAGGAGUCGUUGUUUUUCACCCUCGUACGCAUUUCCUCACUUAUCUAUGCAAUCUGAUAUCGUUAGUAGCUUCCGCGCCCGCUCACUUUGCUUGAUUCCGCUCGCCUGCCCGAUUUCGCUUACCUACUUGUGUUCAUUUUUUUAGAGCUGAUUCAAUUGAACCGACAAAACUCGGUUCUUACGAAUCUGCUUCUAAGGUGAUGACUCACUAAACACAUGAGCAGGAUCUGUUGUAAAAUGAGAAUAACGAGUUUGAUAAAUCAAAUCUAAUAAGUAACUCCUAUUUAUCAAAGCAUAAA
Messenger RNA from Dendrobium catenatum, 3316 nucleotides. Its product is annotated as germin-like protein 9-3. NCBI's taxonomy places the organism in Eukaryota, Viridiplantae, Streptophyta, Magnoliopsida, Asparagales, Orchidaceae. Gene Ontology annotation, molecular function: manganese ion binding. The transcript has a single exon. The coding region runs from base 426 to 1034 and encodes 202 amino acids. The record is from RefSeq and is a predicted model, not a curated record. Gene Ontology annotation, cellular component: cell wall.